Malurus melanocephalus (red-backed fairy wren) is the source of this 1199-nucleotide messenger RNA. RefSeq names its product plasma membrane ascorbate-dependent reductase CYBRD1. Gene Ontology annotation, cellular component: lysosomal membrane. The transcript is spliced from 4 exons. Lineage: Eukaryota; Metazoa; Chordata; Aves; Passeriformes; Maluridae. Gene Ontology annotation, molecular function: oxidoreductase activity. The record is from RefSeq and is a predicted model, not a curated record. The coding region runs from base 127 to 978 and encodes 283 amino acids.
CUGUCCCGUUCUGUCCCGUCCCGUCCCGUCCCCCCCGGGCCCGAGCCCGAGCCCGAGCCCGCCCCACCCCGGCCGCCGGCUCGCCCCUCCCUCACGGCGCUGGCUGCCGCGCACGGGGCUCGGAAGAUGGAGGRCUACGGGCGAUUCUUGGCGCUGCUGGCCUCAGCGCUGCUGGUCGGCUUCGUGUCCGUCRUCCUUUCCCUCGUCUGGGUCUUCCACUACCGCGAGGGGCUGAGCUGGGACGGCGGCCCGGGGGAAUUCAACUGGCACCCGGUCCUCGUCGUCACCGGCUUCGUCUUCAUCCAGGGCAUCGCUAUUAUUGUGUACAGAUUGCCCUGGACCUGGAAGUGCAGCAAACUCUUAAUGAAGUUCAUACAUGCUGGAUUAAAUACCAUAGCCAUGAUUCUUGCAAUUGUUUCUAUGGUAGCUGUGUUUGAAUUCCACAACGCCAAGAACAUUCCUAACAUGUACAGUCUGCACAGCUGGAUUGGGCUGACUGCUGUUGUAUUUUAUUCUCUCCAGCUUUUCUUGGGUUUCGCUGUCUUUCUGCUCCCUUUUGCUCCAGUUCAUCUCCGAGCAGCUCUCAUGCCAAUACAUGUUUAUUCGGGUCUCACCAUCUUUGCAACAGUGAUUGCAACAGCUCUCAUGGGAAUCACAGAAAAGCUUAUAUUUUCAUUGAAAAAUCCUGCAUACAGUGAAUCCCCACCAGAAGCAAAUUUGGUUAACUGUCUUGGUCUUUUGCUCGUCAUAUUUGGUUCACUUAUUCUGUGGAUGGCAAGCAGGCCCCAUUGGAAGCGCCCCCYAGCAGAGAACGCCAAAAUUCUGAGUCCCAUUGGAGCGACUCCUGAAGGCACAGAAGUAGAAUCCACAAUGACAAACAGUAGUAAUGCAGAUAAAUCUGAUCUGAGAAUCAAUGCAGAAGCAGCCAGAAAACAAAACAUCAAAUUUGAUGAAGCAGGACAAAGAUCAACUAUGUAAAGAAAAUACACAGAAUAAAAGUACUAAUAUAAUGCCAACUUCCCCCUGGUGAGGGYCUUCUAAUUUAGUUAUAUCGAUAUAUAAGUAGGUUGGGGGGUAAUUUUUAGUAUGGCUUAGUGAAAGAUACUUAAGUUUUCUGCAAAUGGACUUAAAUUCCUGUAAGUCRCAAACAUUAUAUUGRUUCAUGCCUCGUCCUUGUUUAAAAMAACAAGAGCAUGAAU